Messenger RNA from Priapulus caudatus, 2588 nucleotides. RefSeq lists its product as uncharacterized. Bases 192 to 2294 code for a protein of 700 amino acids. The transcript has 3 exons. The record is from RefSeq and is a predicted model, not a curated record. Lineage: Eukaryota; Metazoa; Priapulida; Priapulimorpha; Priapulimorphida; Priapulidae.
GGAGGUACGAAUUUAUUAAUGGUUUGGUGUUUCCAUUCAAGACCGUACGCUUCUCUUACACUAGCUGUAGGGAACACCUUCAUUUUGUGUGGAAAUUUAAUGACGACGACAGCGAGACAUUUCUUCUACAAAAGAAUGAUGAAGUGAGUAAUGCCCUGAAAGCAGAUUUCCCGAAGUAUUUCACGAGGUCCAUGAGAAGAACAUUUCUGGACACUUUUGGCCGAGUCAGUGCAGUUAACCCAGCUCUUCUCAGGAACAUGUUCAAGACCUUGACUGGCGAUGUCUCCAGCGCGGCAAACACCCACGAAGCUGAGAUAGAUGCGAGAUUGGCACAGUUCAUUGAUGAUGAAGACGAGACUCUUGUAUGGGACCUGAGGGUGAACAAUGGUCGACCUGAAACUUACCUUCCUUUCCUUGAACGCUGUCAGCAGUACCUUGCUAGCUGUGUUGAAACUUCCGUCUCCGAUCGUAGGCAUGAUGAUGUCAUUGAAGGCGAGGUGGUUACCCACAUGGCCACUGCCUUGAAUGCAACCGAUUUUUAUGAUCAAGUGAUCAAGACCUGCCCCCCUGAUAUUGCUAUCCCUUCCCUACAAUGGCUUCGCUGGCAAUUCUGGCCAAGACGUCCAGGGUCUGCUGCUUCUAAGAGGUACACUGGUCGCAUUCGAGUUAAGUAUAUGAUCAUGGCGCGACAGAUGAGAGAGAACCACAUUGACCAGUAUUAUGCAUCAGCGAUGUUCAGAUACCAGAAAGAAUUCUGUGUCCGAUUCCAUAACUACACUUCCCUCAUAUGUCAGGAUGAUAAACACACUAUUAAAGUAGGCGAACCAGGACUACCAGUGUCUGCGGUUGAACGGGGCAAACAAGUUUUAGUUGCCAAAGAUCAGACAUUUGAAGUAGCAGAUCACGACUUUACGAAGUUUUCUCUCUCCCCAUCUGUCUCCUUCAAAGUUGAGAUCCCAGACAGUAUGAUGGGAAGUUUCUAUAGAGGUGUAGUCUACGUUGGCUUGAAGGAAAAUGCAUUUGAAGCAUCAUCCUGUCUGAGGCAUCUGGCUGAAUAUAGUGCUACUGUACCGCGUGACAACCCAAUUGAAUGUCAUUAUCACGAUGGAGGACCCGAUCACAACGUUCGCCACAUGCGCAACAAACUGGCGAACAUUGCCUACUUCUUAGACAGAAAUUUAGAUGCGCUCAGCAGUGUUCAAACUCCUCCUAAACACAGUUGGAAGAACCCAGCUGAGCGUUGUAUGUCUAUUCUGAACAUUGGACUCCAGGGGGUGGGGUUGAUGCGCCAGAAAACUGCUUCAUGUGAAGAUAAACUAAAAAAUGCUGGGAACCUUGGGGCCAUACGUAACCUAGAAUCUAUUUUGCCACAAAUCAGACAGGAGGUACUGGAUGCAGUCCAGCCAGUCAAAGAUCUGCUAGGUGAUGUUUUCUCACGUUUGAAGCUGAAGGAUGAACCACUGCGGCCUUUUCAAGCAGCGUCACGGGAUGAUAUCUCUGCUCUUGCUCAAACCCUUACCCGAAUAGACCCGGACUUUGAUGCAUCUGUGUUGACUGAUUCUAAAAAAACUGUGAAGCCUGGAAGAUUAAUACUGGAUUUCAUUAAGAAACAUUGUCUUGAAAGACAUUACAUGUUUAGCAUAAAGCGUUGUGGUGAUGCAGAUUGUGUUUGUGGCAAGCCCAGUCUGCCGGAGGAGAUCUUCCAUGACCUUCACCACCUUCCAGAUCCGACUGCAUCUCCAACAGAAGCCGACAAGUACAUGAAUUUCCAGGAGAUAUAUGGUAAAAAACACACAGAUGAAGAAUUGUUCCUGCCAUCCAAGAUUCACAGACGAGGUGAAAAGAAUCAUGGGAUGCCAUUUCCACCCAGUUCGCAAUAUGCAAAGAACACCAAAAGUGUCAUCCAGUGUGACGAAUGUCAGCGUUGGCGGUGUCUAUAUAGCAAGAAGGCUCUCAAAAGGGAUGAUCGUGACCAACUUCAGCGAGAGAUGGAUACACUUAUCUAUUCAUGUGGAACGUCAUUCAGUGAUCUUGAUGAAUUACCAGAUGACUCAGUUCUUAAUCGUGUGUUUAUGAGCAAGAAACUUACCUGCAUGUCGCCCAUGGAGAUCCCCUAUUAUGCCUCCUUUCCAGAAGAACCACUGUGUUUUGAAUGUGGCACAGAUGAUAAUUUGUGUGACUAUGAUGCCAAGAAGAACUAUCCGUUGUGUGAAGGGUGCAGGGCUGCUGGUAAAACAUUUAAUGAAAGACGAACCAAGGCGUUUGCAGCUCGGGAGACGGGGGGGACACUAUAAACUCUUCACAGAGAUAGAAUGAGGGACAACAAUUUUUCAUAAUUUUCAUACAUGUAUAGUCAUUUGAAAUAUGAAGUUGUUCCUUGAUAUUUAAAUCACAACAGUUUGAGACAUCGACAUUAAUACUACCUGAGACUAAAAUUAUUCCCAUGAAGUUUCUCUAGGCCUAGUCCAUCAUACUGUGCUGUGGUCUAGCCUACUUGUCUUGAUUGUUUUUGUGCCCACGGGGCCCACUUGUACUCUUUCUUUACUAUUCUAUUGUUAAUUCCAUGUUUGUGUUUGUGUUCGGAAAAA